AUGCUCUUCGGCCUGCCUCGCACCCUCGCACCGCCACUCUUUCGCACCCUCGCCGCACCUCGCCGCUUGACCACAUCCGCCCCACCCGCCAUGCCCAGCCCGCUUCCCAACCUCUCGCUCAGGCGCGCCAACAUUGCCCUCGUCCAGCUGGGCGAGACGACCUUCUCCAAGUCAACCAACCUCGAGCGCGCACGCGAUGCCGUACUCAGGCUGACGUCGUCGGUAACUCAGCAGCAGCAGCAGCAGCAGCAGCAGCAGCAGCAGCAGCAGCAGCAGCAGCAGCAGCAGCAGCAGCAGCAGCAGCAGCACCAGCAGCACCAGCAGGGCGCCUCCGAUGCCAAGAUCGACAUUGUCGUGCUGCCCGAGUGCUUCAACUCGCCUUAUGGAGUCCAGUACUUUGCAGAGUACGCAGAGUCGCUUCCGGGAGCCUAUGACCGCAUAAAGAGGCCGCUACCCGCCGCCCUCCCGCGCAUGGCGCCGGGCAACCAAGAGGUGCGUUGGACCGUCGACAACUCGUCCAAAGACAACCGCAUCGACCUAGACGCGCCCCAGCACCGCAACAUUGCCGCCAGCAGCCCCACGUCCGUCAUGCUCAGCCAGCUCGCGCGCCAGACAAACACUGUCAUUGUCGGCGGAAGCAUCCCCGAGCGCGACGACGCCACCGGCCGCCUCUUCAACACCAGCUGCGUCUUUGACCAGCGCGGGCACCUCAUCUCGAUCCACCGCAAGCUCCACCUCUUUGACAUCGACAUCCCCGGCAAAAUGACGUUCCAGGAGAGCAAGACCCUCACCGGCGGCGAACGCGUCACCGUCUUUGACUGCGACUAUGGCCGCUUUGGCCUCGGCAUCUGCUACGAUCUCCGCUUCCCCGAACCCGCCAUGAUUGCCGCGCGCCUUGGGGCCGGCUGUCUCAUCUUCCCGGCCGCCUUCAACACAACGACCGGCCCCAUGUCGUGGGAGCUGCUGCAGCGCUGCCGCGCCACCGACAACCAGCUCUAUGUCGCCGCAUGCUCGCCUUCGCGCCCCUCGCAAGCGGCCCUCGACGGCCAACUCACCGAGCAGCAAAACUGGCGCAAGGGCGAAAAGGCCUACCCGGCCUGGGGAUACAGCACCAUCGUCGGCCCGCGAGGAGACGUCAAGCUCAAGCUCGGGGAGGACGAGGGUGUCCUGCGCUUCACCCUCGAUCCCGAAGAGAUCAACGAGGUCCGCAAGACAAUCCCAAUCUCGACGCAGCGUCGAUUCGAUGUGUACCCCGAUGUCACGUGUGGUUAG
Pseudozyma flocculosa PF-1 is the source of this 1272-nucleotide messenger RNA. RefSeq lists its product as uncharacterized. Lineage: Eukaryota; Fungi; Basidiomycota; Ustilaginomycetes; Ustilaginales; Ustilaginaceae. Gene Ontology annotation, cellular component: mitochondrion. Gene Ontology annotation, molecular function: omega-amidase activity. Gene Ontology annotation, biological process: L-glutamine metabolic process; oxaloacetate metabolic process. The coding region runs from base 1 to 1272 and encodes 423 amino acids. The record is from RefSeq and is a predicted model, not a curated record. The transcript has 2 exons.